AUGAUUUUUAUCUUUAGCCUUUCCGCCAACCUCUCUUCUUUCACCUAAAAUCAAUGCGAUUAUGCUAUUGUGUUCAACAGGACAUCAUCAUCAAUGGGAAAGAUCUCCAAAUUGUUACUGUUUUUUUCAUUCCAAUACUGCAGCUUCAUUGCUUGUAGCGCUAACCCAAUAUUCAAGAGCAUUUCCACUGAUGAAUCUGCUCUUCUUGCCAUCAAGUCUUACAUAACAAACGAUCCCUUUAGCAUAUUAGCUACCAAUUGGACCAGAGGAACCUCUGUUUGCAAUUGGAUAGGCAUAACCUGCAGUCAAAAGAACCAAAGAGUUACGGCAUUGGAUCUGUCCGCGAGAUCGUUCCAAGGCACAAUAGCCAAAGAAGUUGGGAAUCUCUCCUUCCUUGUUUCUCUUGACAUGAGCAGAAACAAUUUCUAUGGCUUCAUCCCAUAUGAAAUUGGCUAUUUGAAGAGAUUGAGAUACCUAUAUAUGCAGCUCAAUGCACUAAGCGGCCAGAUACCACAGAGCUUCGGGUUCUUCACCAGAAUGGAAGAAUUAGUCCUGAAUAAUAACAGCCUCAGUGGACCAAUCCCCCGGUCCAUUUUCAACAUUUCUUCGUUUCGUUCUGUUGACUUGAUGUAUAACUUCCUCAAUGGGACACUUCCGGAAGAUCUCUGUACUAAUCUCCCGAAAUUGGAAUACUUUAAUGUGUCAUACAAUCACAUCGGCGGCAAAAUUCCGGCUACCCUGUCUCAGUGCUCAGAGAUCAAGUUCCUUUUUCUGGAAGGCAAUUAUUUUACGGGUUCCAUUCCUGAAAAUGUUGGCAACCUUUCAAAACUAGAGCAGUUGGAUCUCGGUAGAAACGAGUUAACAGGUGUAAUACCUUCAAGACUUUUCAAUAUAUCUUCACUGAGUGUCCUAAUAGCUUUUCUUAAUCAGUUAUCCAGCGGCCUUCCGGGCGAUAUGUGCAAGAACGCCAUGAAUCUCGAACGUGUGCUUCUCUCUACAAACAUCCUCACUGGACCAAUCCCUUCUAGCUUGUCUUAUUGUCGUUCGAUGAAACAAUUUUCUGUGCCGUACAACAAUUUCCAAGGGCUAAUUCAAGCUGACAUUUGGAAUAUGUCAUCACUUGAGUAUUUGCAUCUCACCGCUAACAACUUAACAGGGAAGUUAGAUUUGAGUUGGGGAAAUUCCUCCACCUGGAAGAGAAUUGGUUUAGGAGGAAACAGAUUAUACGGUAACUUGCCGAAAGAUCUAGGAUUCAGGCAUCCAAACUUGGCGUAUUUAGAGCUCAAUGAUAACAGACUUACCGGCCAAAUCCCUUCUAGUCUCUCACAAUGCAGCGCACUCUCCUGGAUUAACUUGGAUUCUAAUUACCUCAGAGGAGGCAUACCACCUGCCAUGGCUAACAUUUCCGCGCUUCAAUAUCUGUCUCUCUCUCGCAAUAUGCUGAAUAGCGAAAUCCCACCCGAGUUAGGGCAGUUGACGAGUCUUGUAGGGCUGCAUCUGCAAUCAAACAAGCUAACUGGCAAGAUUCCUCCAUCUCUAUUCAACAUCACAACGUUACGAAAUUUGACCCUUUCCAUGAACCAACUUGUGGGCAAUGUUCCACCAAUUCCUUGAUCAUGAUUCCACAUACAGAAGCCGCCUGAUGUUUGCUUUACUCUUUAGGUGCACAAAGGGAAAAGAUAUCAGCCAAAUUGGAUUCAGGCGUGGGAGUAGGGAGAGUGAUGAAACCAGAAUAAGAUCAUUUUUUUAUUUUUAUUUUUUUGACUUUCAGAUGGAUUUCGUUUUCAGGUAGGUCUGGCAGAAUCACUCCCUGAAGUCAUGUAAGUAGCGUAAUUGUAAAUUUUUCGCUACAAUAUCAUUAGAAUUUCUUGUUUAAUUACUUUUAGUAUGCUAACUACAUAUGGUUCAUGAAGUUAAUUUUAUUACUGGAAAAGGAACUCCAUUGCUUUUAAGCAUCAAAAUGAAAACUUAAUUCUCAUCUCAACUAACAAGCACUGCAAUGACCUUAACUAUGAUUAAAUCGCCUAAUAAUGGUUUCAUUUCAAAUCCACCAAAAUCGGAUCAUUAGGUCUCUAUCGAGACCACCCAACCACUAUUAAGUAUGAACUUUAAUCAUUAGUUUCCUGAGUUCCAUACAGUCCCAUGGGAUAUGAUAAAACUAAGAAACAAGAAUAUCCGCGCAUUCCAAGAUCAGUCCACAUAAAUUCCCCACCAACACACAUACACACACACUCUUAAUUUGUAAGGAAUUCAGAGUUUUUGUUCUUAGUAUCAGGUACAAAUGCUCCGCAACUUUUUCUCGUGAAUAAUAAAACCUUACAGCUCCAGUAACUUCCAAGUUUUUCACAGUUGAAGAAAUUCCAUUCCCAAUGCCUUCAAAAAAAUUCAUUACUUUUUAGACUUCUAAUGGUGGAUAUCAUAAUCUCAUAACUGAAAAGACCAUUAGUUUGGAAAAUAACACCGCCACAACUACUCCUACUGCUACUAAUUAAGAACUAAACUCUACCUACAACUAUUCAAAUGAACUUGCCAAUAUAGACAGUUUCUUUAUGACAUUUUGCAGUCUCCCUAAUCAAUUCUUCUUGGCUGCAAAAGAAACAGCUAUUGGAGAACGCACGUAAUGCUUUCCGUCUGUCCACAGCAACUCUCCAAAUCCAUGACGACCAUGAUCAGGUGAUAAAGCAUUGUGAUGAUGAUGAUGACUUUUUCCAGCUUUCACAGUCAACUCAAAGCUCAGCUCUUCUCCAUACCGACCGAAAGUCAACAUCUCCGGCUUCACAGUCACAGACACUCCAGCAGGGUGGCGUAACCGAGCAAUAUAAGUUCCAGGAAGGCCAACAUUCUUCAGCGUGCGCUUCACCGUGACUUGUUUGAGCGGCUCGAGGUUUGUGACAGAAAUAGAUGGAUAGUUGAAGUCGUUGAGGUCGAAUUUCUCAGGACAUCUGUAUGGCUUACCGGUAACCAAACGAAUCGCCGUUUCGUUGUAGCCAGUUCCACAGAGGAAGUUCAAAUGAUCCUUCAAGGUCAAGUCAUAUACCAAACCCGGAUCCAUGGCACGAUUAGGCCUCAAAUGUCCGGAACCAUAACCAAACGGAUCGGACUUCUUGUCGUCAUACAUGUCCUCCAUCGGGUUCUUCGUGUUGUCGCGGGUUCGGCCUGUGGUCAUGAUGGCGGAUUUGAUGGCGGCAGGACUCCAGUCGGGGUGGAGUGUCCUGAGGAGGCCAACAACUCCGGAAACGUGAGGACA
Molecule: messenger RNA, 3247 nt
Organism: Oldenlandia corymbosa var. corymbosa
Lineage: Eukaryota; Viridiplantae; Streptophyta; Magnoliopsida; Gentianales; Rubiaceae
Source: the annotation of a GenBank genome assembly